Cynocephalus volans (Philippine flying lemur) is the source of this 2127-nucleotide messenger RNA. RefSeq names its product antagonist of mitotic exit network 1 homolog (gene AMN1). The record is from RefSeq and is a predicted model, not a curated record. The coding region runs from base 142 to 864 and encodes 240 amino acids. Gene Ontology annotation, cellular component: cytoplasm. Gene Ontology annotation, molecular function: protein binding. The transcript is spliced from 7 exons. Lineage: Eukaryota; Metazoa; Chordata; Mammalia; Dermoptera; Cynocephalidae.
CGUCACACGGACCUUCGCGUCGCGCGGGCGACUGGAGUUGGCGGACGGUCCCUGGCUGGGUUCUGGAGGCUCUGGUUCCUCGGAAGAGGCUUCCGAGGGCGGUCGCGAUGCCUCGGCCGCGGCGGAUGUCUUUGGUGCUUCAUGAAGAAUAUUUCCAGAUAUAUCACAGACAUUAAGCCUUUGCCUCCCAACAUAAAAGAUAGACUGAUUAAAAUAAUGAGCAUUCAGGGGCGGAUAACAGAUUCAAAUAUAAGUGAGAUUUUACAUCCCGAAGUUCAAACUGUAGAUCUACGGAGCUGUGAUAUCUCAGAUACUGCUCUCCUGCACCUGUGUAACUGCAGAAAACUGAAGAAAUUAAAUUUAAAUUCCUCAAAAGGAAACAGAGUUUCUGUAACUUCAGAAGGAAUAAAAGCUGUGGCUUCAUCUUGUUCAUACCUGCACGAAGCUUCUUUGAAAAGAUGCUGCAAUCUCACUGAUGAAGGAGUCCUGGCUCUUGCACUCAAUUGCCGGCUGCUGAAGAUCAUUGAUUUAGGUGGCUGCUUAAGUAUUACUGAUGUGUCCUUACGUGCAUUAGGGAAAAACUGCCCAUUUUUGCAGUGUGUUGACUUUUCUGCUACUCAGGUAUCUGACAAUGGUGUGGUUGCACUUGUUAGUGGACCUUGUGCCAAGAAAUUAGAGGAGAUCCAUAUGGGACAUUGUGUAAAUCUGACUGAUGAGGCUGUAGAAGCUGUCCUUACUUACUGUCCUCAGAUACAAAUAUUACUUUUCCAUGGAUGCCCCCUGAUAACAGAUCAUUCACGAGAAGUCUUGGAGCAAUUAGUAGGCCCAAACAAACUAAAGCAAGUGACCUGGACUGUUUAUUGAUGUUUUGAAGCUUAUCAAAGCUAUGAAAGCUUAUCAAAACUACUUUCCCAGGAAACAAGUCUAUAAAGAUUUGCUUUCCACUUAACACUACUUUAUUAUUUAAGCUGUAACUCUCAGAGAAUCAGCUAGUAUCAGUAUAUGUACAUGGUUUGUGCUUUGAAGUUAGCUAGACUCUUAAACAUUUUGAUAGUACUAUUAUUCUAUAUUUGCUUGAUGAGUCAUUGUUUUUGAAAUGGUAAUCCUAGCAUGAAUUCUGAUCUAUUUGGGGUUGGGGGGUUGGGUUUUGUUUAGUAAAUAGAAUUUCAAAUUAUCUAUUUUUCCUUCAGAUUUCCUUCUCCUGCAUAGGUAUUUGAGCUGUUAGAAGUGUACAGGCUGGCCAGUUAACACAGUUGAUUAGCAUGGUGCUACUAACACCAAGGUCUGGAAAUUUGAUCCCUGUACAAGGCAGCCACUAAAAAAAGAAAAAGAGAUAUUUACUUACAUGGAUAAACUUUACAAGAAUUGUUAGAGGUAUUUCUGAAAGCAUAAUUACCUUCCUAGCUAUUUUCUGGGUCUGACCUUCCUGAAGUAUUUAAAUGCCCAAUUGGCAUAAGCAAAGCUGAACAUCAGGCCUGUUAAUUCUUCACAGAAUUUAUAUAUUUCUUUGUUUCACUGAAAUAAAUACUUUAAUAUCAUAACUAAUGACAUUUAACCUUAGCCAUUCAGCAUAUUAAUAUUACUGGGGCCCAUGCCCAGGUACUUAUUUCAUUGAUUUUUAUGGCUACUCUUCCCAAAUACAUUUUAUUCAUCUAUAAACUUUCUUCCUUAACAAAACUGCAUUUAGAAAUGUAUAAAAAUGAGUAAAUAUGAAAUAUCAUUACAGAGACUGUAUCCUGAAACUCUUGAUUUCACAUCGUGAAAUAAACAGCAAAGGUCUUAGUUUUCAAAUGAAAACUCUUUGGUAAUCACGAAAUUAUUGAUGUAUACUAUGCUUAAACUACCACUACCCCCCACCACCCCCCAAUUUAGCAUAUUCCUUGUGUCAUGAGCCUGUCUCGUUGGGACUUCUUAAAAAUUUCUUAUUUUACCUCUGAUGUAGUGAAAAACAGGGAAAGUAUGGAAGUAUGGUAUGGUACAUUUCUUGUACAUGUUAGGUAGAGGGGUUACAUAUUCAGUUCUAUUUCUUGUCCCUCCUUUUACUUUAUAAAUGUGGUAUGUGUAUAAUGUGGAUAUAUAUUGUCACUGCAAAGGUGGUACAUAUGUAUAUAUGUGUAAAAUGGGUGA